Messenger RNA from Artibeus jamaicensis (Jamaican fruit-eating bat), 1215 nucleotides. It is a transcript of the gene ZDHHC12, whose product is annotated as zinc finger DHHC-type palmitoyltransferase 12. Lineage: Eukaryota; Metazoa; Chordata; Mammalia; Chiroptera; Phyllostomidae. The record is from RefSeq and is a predicted model, not a curated record. The coding region runs from base 44 to 889 and encodes 281 amino acids. Gene Ontology annotation, molecular function: protein-cysteine S-palmitoyltransferase activity. Gene Ontology annotation, biological process: peptidyl-L-cysteine S-palmitoylation; protein targeting to membrane. The transcript has 5 exons. Gene Ontology annotation, cellular component: Golgi apparatus; endoplasmic reticulum.
CCCCUCUAGGCGUUUCUUCCGGGUGGGGCCCGGGGCCGAGGCUAUGGCGCCCUGGGCGCUCCUCAGCCCUGGGGUCCUAGUACGGACCGGGCACACUGUGCUGACCUGGGGGAUCACGCUGGUGCUCUUCUUGCACGAUACCGCACUGCGGCAGUGGGAAGAACAGGGGGAACUGCUCCUGCCCCUCACCUUCCUGCUCCUCGUGCUGGGCUCCCUGCUGCUCUACCUGGCUGUGUCACUCAUGGACCCAGGCUAUGUGAACGUCCAGCCCCAGCCCCAGGAGGAGGCCAAGGAGGAGCAGACAGCCAUGGUUCCGCAGGCCAUCCCCCUUCGGCGCUGCAGAUACUGCAUGGUGCUGCAGCCCCUGAGGGCCCGACACUGCAGGGACUGCCGUCGCUGCGUCCGCCGCUACGACCACCACUGCCCCUGGAUGGAGAACUGCGUGGGGGAGCGCAACCACCCACUCUUCGUGGCCUACCUGGCGCUGCAGCUGGUGGUGCUUCUGUGGGGCCUGUACCUGGCAUGUGGCCUGCCCCGCUGGGCUCCCCGAGCUCUGGGCCCCCAUCCCUAUGCCGCUCUGCAGGUCUGGCCUCCGGUUCUUCCAGCCCUGGGGACUGUGGCUGCGGUCCAGAGGGCUCCUGUUCGCCACCUUCCUGCUGCUCUCCCUCCUCUCUAUGGUGGCCGGCCUGCUCCUGGUCUCGCACCUCUACCUGGUGGCCACCAACACCACCACCUGGGAGUUCGUCUCCUCGCACCGCAUUGCCUACCUCCGCCAGCGCCCCGGCAACCCCUUCGACCAUGGCCUGACCCGCAACCUGGCCCACUUCUUCUGUGGAUGGCCCUCGGGGUCCUGGGAGGCCCUCUGGGUCGAGGAGGAGGAGGAGGGUGAGGGCAGCACCCAGGCUGUUUAGGAUCACAGGAGGCGAAGCCACCAUCUUGUGCCUGAGAACCAGAGGGCUGACCCCGAGCACCUGGGGCUCCUCGCUUCCGCCCGGGCCUCCAGCCUCGGAGCAGAGGGAACAGCAAACCCCUGCCUGUGGCGGGUGUCCUGCCUCCAGAGCGGGGAGGAGAGGAGGGCCUGUGUGGGGCCAGGGCACCAAUGCCGGGCUUCUGAGAGCUGCCCCCACCCCCAAGCCAGAAUGUAUCCAGUGUGCAUUUUUAUAAAUUUAAUAAUCCAUUAAGCAAGUCAAGUAUUAAAAAAAACAAACCAAACCA